UGUUUGUCACCUAAUGCAGAUUUUACAAACAAAACCAAAUUUUUGCAAACCUAAUUGUUUGCAAACAAACAUUGUCAAUGAACUAAGGUCCCUCUGUAAUUGGUCAUGCUGGAGGCUCCCCUCUUAAAUAAAGAAAGGUGUUUGGAUCCUGAGACAAGCAAAGGCCAGUAGUUAUCCACAUCCAGAGAGCACUGACGAAAGCAGAUGUUAAGUAUGGAAGUCUCCAUACUAGCAACAAAACUUUCCACUGAAAUCAAGCUGCAAGCUUGCAUAAAAAACACAUCUAGAAACAUGAGAAGACAAGGCAACAGAAUGCCUCCAAAGGCUCCCAGCUCCCCCAAAGUUGAUGCCUGGGACAUUAAAGGAGAGGAAAUCAAAAGCUACCAGCCAAAUUAUUCAAAAGAAUAAAAUGAGAUAACAAAACAUAUCAAUAAGGCUCUUGGAGAGCUCCAUGAACAUAUAACUAAGCAGAUAAUAGGCCUAAUUUGAAAAAGUGAUCAGCGAUAUAUAGAAGGCACUAAUGAAAAGCUAGCUGAGCUAAACAAAAUGAUACAAAGCAUUAAUGACCAGUAUAGAAAAGAACUGAAGUUCAUAGAAAAGAUGCCAGACAGAAACAAAAAAGAUUAAAAAAUAUGUUGAAAAUAUGGACAACAGAAGUAAACAAUUUAAAGACUAGGAAACAGAGCCUCUGUCUCUCUGCCCUCAGGCCUUCCUUAGUCCCUCUGCCUAAACCAUCACUUGCUGACUCAGGAAUUUAGAAGGUUUGUAGGGCUCACUGCACUCAACAACCCCUGGAGGAGGUUGUUGGUGGCUCCUAUGUGGGUCUCUACUGGAGGACAUGGACUAUGCACAGGACACCUGUGGGCAUCACACUGCCACUGUUUGGGGAAGCAGUGGGUGAGUAUUUCUGAGUCAGAUUGGUCUCUUAUCUCCCCAGGGUGCCACCACUCGCAGGCAAUGCUUGUUGGCACAGCCACUGAAAAUGGUGGGCUUGUUUUUAAACUGUGCCUGGUAUCCUCUCAUAUACGAUUCACUGCUUUUCAGUUUCUCUGACGUUGCUGUUUCUCUCCUGGUGGGGAGGGUAGAAGGAUUGGGAACUUAUUCCAUCAUCCUGGCUGUCCUUGAAAUGCCAGAUUUCUCCCUCAGGGAGCUCGAACUUUUCCCAAAGGGUUGUGUACACCAGAUCCAGGGGUUGGGGUAACACGGUCCAGCAGUCCACCUGCCUUUUCUAAACCCCUCUGAUGCGAGAUUUUGAUUCAGGGAGCCUCUUUCUCGUUGCUUUCCUGUGUCUGGCUCUCUCUACCACCCCGGGCAGUGGACGAAUCAGUGCUGCUUCCCUCUCACUACCAAAAUGACUGAAACGAAGGCACGGUAGGAUUUACUAAUCUCAAAUGAAACUCUCCUAAUAUUGUUUCAGUGCAACACUGUCAGAGACACUAUAGUUUAUUUUGGUCUGUAAGGUUAUGACAGUAUUAGUUUUUGUCACUGUGCUAUUUAAAAAUAAAAAUAAUUCUAAAAGAGUCUUGAAUAUCAGAAUAAAAAGAUUAAUAGUAUUUUUAUGUUAACAUAAUAUGUGCAUUCAGAAUACAGAACCAAAGCUUAAAAAUUCUUAAUAGGCUCAUACAAGAUAACUGAAAAAUUUAAGAGAAUUACAUAAAUAGAGUAUUUACGUUAGAAAAAGAGGCUCUGAUUUGAAUUCAAUCCAUAUCUAGUAAGAAUUAUGUAUGAUAGUACUCGGUUCCCCACAUCGGGAUGGAGGGACUUUGCGACGCAACCCUACACACAGCUACAGCUGCCCUUGUUACCAUUUUCUCCAGCAUUGCAGCGCCAAGUGUUACGCCUGACCGGGAAGGCAGCCAGUAAACAUUUGUCCAGCGUUGAGCGAAUGGUAAGCACUGGAACUGUACUGCGCUCCACACUAGUGAAUUCCCUAACUUUACCCCCACCCUAGUUUCCCAAGUUUCGAAGCACAUAAAUGUUAAUAUGACUCAGUAUUUUAACUUGAGGUGAGACACUAGAAAAAAUAAAAACAAAAGCAGAAGAAGUCUUGUUUAUCAAGCAAGUAUGAUACUACAUGAGCACGCCCUAUUUUAGGGCUCAAAAAUAUUAAAUUUGUUGUGCCAAUAGCAAGCGUAGGGGUGGGGGGACACGCUCGCCUGUUGACAGGGCUUUUGUGGAUGUCACACUCCAGCCCCCUUAAGUCAAACUGCCCCUCUCCUCCAGAGAGGCCCAGGCGAGCGCGGCGCGGCGCCGGCGGCAACGCCCGGCCCCGGCGCGAGGCCCCUCCCGGCGCGUGCUCACAGCGCCACCCACGCAGCCGGCCGCGCGCGGGUCCAGAGGCUGGGGCCCCGCGACCUGGGCAGUCCCGCCCUGGGCUCUUUCAUAACAAACCCCGCCCGGGGGCAGCUCCCGCCGCUGAGGUACUGCACACGAGAGGUCGCAGGAGGCUGCCCGACUGGAGCCUCAGGCGAGCCACAAGCAAGAGAAGCGAGAGACAGGCACGCGGCUCAGAAGGUUCUGGAAGGCACGAUGCUCUGGGGGCUGACCCAGGUCGCACUGCGCAUGCUCCGAGCUUGCCCGGCUCGUGUGCUUUUGGAGCUACCAGUUGGUGGCCCUGCCCAACCCUCCAGGCACGGUGCCCCGCCUUGGCUUCCAGGACAACAGGUGUGCCGUCCACUCAGCACUCCUGAAACCAAAUUGCAUGUGACAAAAGCAAUCAAGGUGAUUAAAAAAUGUGCUGGAAGGAAGUCUGUGCUGAUUCUUGGAGGACAUUUCUAUGAGAUGUCAGAAAGGACAGACAACAUUGCAGUAGAAGAAAUUAUAGGCGAGCAUCUUUCAAAAGAUGGAGAAGAAAAUCAAAGCAUAGUAGAGACACUAAGAGGCAAAGUAAGAGAAAAACUAAGAAAUGCUAAGACUGAAGUCUUAUUGGAUGAAGGUCUCUCAUUUUUCGUUCUGAGCGGUGAAGAAGGCUCAACAUUGGGCCAGUCAUCAGAGCAGAGGUCGGUAAAUGAUAGUUACUCCAAAUGCUUUACAGUUGGUAAUAAAUUACAAAAUGUUGCUAAGGGCCAAGAUGAAGAUUUUGUGGAAGAAGUCAUUUUUACAGAUUUAUUUGAAGUAAAAGCUGCUGAAUAUGAAGAUGAUCAAGAAAAACAAACAAAAGAGCAGGCAAAUAUUUUUGUGCCAAGUAGUUCCCCAGUGGCCAACCAGUAUAAACUGCCGAAAGGUAUGAUCCCACGCAUUUUAGAAGAUGAAGGAUUCUAUAUUCAGAAAAAGCCAAAAAUAUUUAAAAAGACCUGCAACAAAAUGGAAAAUCGCCUGCUUAAACUAAGUAAGGGAAAGUGUUGGUUUGAAGAGAGUGGAGAAAUAAUGUCAUUACCUUCACCUAUUAGACAGUCAUGGAAUUUCAGACUAAAUACAAACAAGGAAUCUUUAAAUCCAGCACUAAAGACCACAUACAAGAAGGCAAUAAAAUCUCACAUUGGAAGUUCUUUUAGGAACAAAAUGGAAGGGCAAAGGGAAAUGUACCAAUUAGAUCUCAACAUUAUUGGUUUGCAAUUUAGCCAUCACCCUCUCUUCAAUCAAGAACAAGUGCUAUGUGCGAGGCUGCUGCAACUUUAUGAAUGUUUUCAGGAGAGGCAGAAACAGAAUUUGCCUCAGCUACUGUAUGAAAAGUUGAAAACACUGACAAAUGCUACCCAAUCAGUGAAUGAAAACUUUGAAAUAACCCAGCUUAUGAGAAAGUCUUUACAAGAUUAUACUUGGCAGAUAAGCAAUACAAAACAACUAUAUAACUUAGAACUGGAAAAGGACCUAUCCCUGCUACAUAGUGUAUUACAGACCUGGAAGCAGAUAAAGUCCCUUAGACAACGGCAAGGUUUUACAAGCACUACAGUAAAGUUGCUGUUUCAGAGGAUGGAAAUGAAUAAAUCUGAUGAGCAAGAACAAGCACAAAUGUCAGAAGUGUCUGAGACCAAAAAGAAAACUGAAGGAAAAAUACUUAAGCAUGAAGAAAAACAGGAGAGCUUCUCACUUUUAGCUUCUGAACUUGAAGAAACAGAAAUUGAAAGAACAAAUCCAAUUACCUUGAGGCCACAGCUUUAUUUCACAGCAGAAUUAACAAACUUAUCCAACUGUCCACUGCAUGAGCAAAACAGGAGAGCCAAAAUUCAGAAGCUGAAAUAUUUUAUUAAGAUAUUUUACAACAACAAACAGGUUUCUUGCACUUCAGUAUCUUCCCUACAGUUUGAUUUUAAAGUCAUGUUUCAGCAAAUUUUCAAUAUUCAGUUAAUAUAUUCGCCAGAAACAAUUUGCUUGGAGGUUUAUGAAAUAAGUAAAAGGACAAGUUUACUGGCAAAAUUAUAUUUACCUUUACCUAACAACACAGAGCUGAAAGGCAAAACUGUUUUGGAAUAUGUAGAAUUUAGCUCUGAUAAGCUGGUCAUACCUGCGGAUGGAGAAGUAGGAAGCAAUGUGCCUUUUCUUCUCGAGGGAAGUAGAACUGAAGAACUUUGUCUUUUAACAUCAGGAAAACUUAGCUAUUCUCUGUCAUGGGCCUUAGAUGAAAAUGGUAUUCCUCUGGCACCUAUGUCACAGUCAUUAAGAGCUACGAACUACGGUUUGUUAAGGAAUGUAGAGGUCAGAAGUAUUCCUGGAAUUCCAUGGUUUAUUAAUGCACAGAAGCUUUUUCAAUGGGCAGAUGAAGUCAGGAUUGAUCCAAAUAAUCCAGAAUAUUCUGAAUUAAUGGAACUUAUUAUGUAUAUGAGACAUAAAGGGCAGGAUAUUCCACAGUAUUUCCGUCUUGAACAACUACAAGAUGAGUUUAACUUCGUUUCUGAAGAAGAAAUCAAAAAGAGUAAACGUUUUCAGCUUCUGCAACUUAGAAAUACUGGUCAAUUAGAUAUUUUUCUCCUGCAGCAAGUGCCCCUCUAUGAUAGAGAGAUUCCGGAUUUAGUCUUUCAGGAGCAUGAAAGUCAGGUAGAAAUGGAUAUGUCUACCUUGGAUGUAAAUUCUAUUACUGCACAGAGGAUUAGCGCCAUCAAUUAUCUGAGAAAGGAGAGAAGAUCAAUAAUGAAAAGAAUCACCAAAGUUAGCAAAUUUAACUUGCCAGAUAUUGUGGCUAAUUAUGAAGAAAUUGUAUCUUCAAGCCAGUUGACACAUGCAAUCUGUAAGUUUGUUGAGCCAAGAAGAAAGUUAAAACCUCAGAGGAAAGAAAGAAAAAGAGUCACAGCACAGUCUAUUUCUGAUGGAGAUAUUAAAAUUCUCAUAAGAAUAUUGAGGGCCUAUAAUAUUCCUACCAGGAAAACAGCAGUCAAUAGAGCCUUGAAUAUGCCUGCUUAUUUGAAAUCAUCUAUGCCUUGCUUCAGACAUAAAGAAACAACCAGAUCAAUAGCCUCAGAUGAUAUCUUAAAUGAGGAUACUGUACACCCUUUCAUAGAAGUUUCUUUUCAACACACUGUAUAUCAUACCAAUACAGAAAGUGGAUCUCAUCCAUGCUGGAAUGAAGAAAUUAAAUUAGAUUUUAUCUCACCCGGACAUGAUUAUAGCUUCUCAAAUUUGUCUAAAAUAAAAGAUAAUAUAUACAUCAACAUUUUUGAUGAAGUGAUCAUUGAAAAACAUACGGAUCGCUGUCUCAAGAGCUGCAGUGGUCACUCCUACCUGAGAAAGAACUGGCUGGGUUCCAUCGUUUUCCCUUUCUCUGCUCUUUUGCAACAGUCCGAGAUUAGUGGAACAUUUCAAGUCAACAUUCCACCAGUUUUGCUUGGAUAUACUUGGAGUAAGACUUACUUAUCUCCUAAAGAAGACUGCAAUGGACAGAAUUUAAGAGAAUGUACCUUCAUAAAUAUUUUUGCUACUAUUGAACCACAAAUAUCAUAUGUUUCCUGUAAUUCAAAACUAGACAAGUUUUCAGAUCAAAUUGAUGUUUUGCAGAAAGCACAGAUUUUUAAGAGUAAUUGUAAAGCAAUGUUUCCCAACCGAAGAAUCAUAACUACUGUUUUUAAUGAUGAAGGGAUACAAACCUUAGUAACAAGAUAUAUCAAAGCAUUAAAUCCACCUCAACAACUUCUAGAUAUAUUUCUUCAUGAUUCUAAUGCAACACUUGACCUCAUUGCAAGAUUUGUGUCUCUGAUUCCUUUUAUGUCUGAUACACUGGAUGACAAUGAUGGUUCUGAUAUAUGGAUGACAUCAGAGCGUUGCAUCAGUUUAGCUAUCGGAAAUAAGGAAGAGCAUGCCAUACUUCUCUGUAAUUUCUUUUUGUAUUUUGGAAAGAAGGCUUUGGUCCUCCUGGGAACUUCAUUUUUAGAAGGGCACGUUGCCUAUGUCUUAACUCAAGAAACUAAUGAAUAUUUGUUUUGGAAUCCAUCGACUGGACAAUGCCACAAGCAGUUUGAUCCAUUCUGUCCCUUACAAAGUGUAGAUUGCUUGUUUAAUGAUAGGAAUGUCUGGUUUAAUAUUCAACAAAAUAACACACCAAUGGCUGUAUAUCUUGACUAUUCAAAGGAAAGUUUCUGGAAACAGUUGCUUCCAAAAAAUUUUCAGGGAACAAAAGUACAAAGCAUACAGCCUGAAGAAAUCAUUUAUUCUGAUACAAAUAAAAAUAUGGUAGAAGAUCUAAAGAACAGGAUUGAAAGAACUCUAAAAUGUAAAAUAAUGGAAUGGAGACCUAAGCACCCAACACGUUGGAAUCGACAGUGUACUUCUAUUUUGCGACAAAUCCUUCCUAAGCUAGAACUUGGCAUAGAAAGUCCUGUUUCAUCUGAAGAAGAGAAUGAAUUUGAAAGACUGCUACAAUUUUACUGGGUCACAGGAUUUCCCAUCCGGAUGCCAUACACUGAUGUUCAGUCAGUUAUUGAUGCCGUGUAUCAGACUGGAAUUCACUCUUCUGAGUUUCCUGAGACAGAAUUUGCUUUAGCUGUAUAUAUUCACCCAUAUCCAAACAACAUAUUAUCUGUGUGGGUCUACUUGGUAUCCUUAUCCCAACAUCACUGAAAAGAAAGAAGGGACAAGGAAGAGAUGAUACCAUGAUCCCCUAGACCAGAAGCCAUCACAACUUUUCUGUUAACAGUAUCUUUCUGCUUAGCUUUCCAACUAAAUCCAACUAGGUCCUAAUCCCAAUUUUUGAUUCACUUACAGACUUGGGAAGUAACCCCAAUCCUUAUCUCCCUCCCCACAGACUUGAGGGUAAGUGUAGAUGACCGUCUCCCCCGUGCUCCUAGGAAGACCCUUUGAGCAUUACUUUCUACAGUAGGUAUUACUUUGGGAAAGAAGCAGUUACGGCUCAUUACCGUUAAGGCCAAUGUUUCUCAAAUAUGAACUUCACACCACCAUCACAAGAAUCAUCCAGAGAGUCUUGUUGAAAAUGCAGAUUCCUGGAUAUCACCCAAGGCCUACUGAAUCAGACCUCUGAGAGUAGAGACCCACAGUCUGCAUUAUUUUCAACAAGCUCCCCAGGCGAUUGUGACAGACUAUUAGUGGAAAGAAUUCAGUUUUACAGAAUGUUGUCAUUACUAAAGUAGGGCUAACGUGGGUUCUGAUUCCAUUGCAUGUAGAAGUUAUUCAAAUUGAAAUUUAAGGUCAUUGCCUUUCAUAGGAUAAAAUGUUAUUUCAUGGGUAAAGAAAACAAAGAAAAUGCAUAGGAAUUCGCUGCUAGGGACUUCCUAAAAGUUUGCAUUUGGAAUAGUCCUGACAAAGAAAUCCUUAUGGCUCCUCAUAUUUGGAAGGGACUCCCAGGAAACUCUUAAAUUUUUUCUAGCAUGUUAAGAAGUAAGGUAAUUGUCUAAACAAAUCCAAGGGCUCCUUUUUUCCUUAGUGAGAAGCCCCCACUCAGCCUCUGGCACUUUUCUGUUAUCUUCUUUUCCUAUUAGUGGCUACCCAGAGACCCAUGUAGAUUCUAGGAGGGAUCUAAGCAGGAAACCAUACUAUAUAUUUUUAUUAUGUUUCAUUGUUCUGUUCUCCAUGGAGAAAAGUAUUUCCAUAAUUUACUUAAAUAAGACUUAGCAAUUUACCAUUUUAAAAAUAUAGCCAAGGGAUAUAGAUUUCCAAAAGUUGACCAGAACAGUUUUAUCUGAGGUAAAGGUGAAAUUGACCUUUCCCAUUGCAAGAACACUGGGCCUUCUUGGUUCAUUCAUACAGAGAGCAGAGACCCUCAGUUUCAUCCACAGGAAACCUCACAAUCCAUGUCCCUUCCUCACAUUUGCCACAUGGGCUGGUUCUAGAGAUGGCCUUGUCUUUUUGCAGUGACGUUAGUCUUGGGCCUAGUUUGAGACUACCAGAAGAAAGACGGGGACAUGGAUGAAGGAAUGUGUUUCUUCCCCCAGAUUAAAACUUAAUUGUGUGUCUUCUGACAUGCAAAAGAAAACUGACUAGAAUUUUUAUUUUUAAUUCAAAGUUUGUGAUUAAGUGUUAUAGGAAGUUUUGUUUUUAGAUAGGUCUUCCACUUUGAGGUGGCACAAAAUAGUGCCUGUGAAAAGAUGACCUUACCCCAGAAAUGCCAGAUUUAUGUAUUCAUUUCUGUAGGACUUAAAUGUUUACCUAGGUCUUUUAUUCAUUGUGUAUGACUUUAGAAUUGGUAGGCUACUGAAGGCAGCAAAUAGUCACAGACAAGUAAGGACUAUUCUUUAUUACAUGUAUUUUUUGUAUGUGUAUCUGCUACUUUUUAAAUUAAUUUCUCCUAAAAAUUGUGAAGCUGUCUGUAAUGAAUCAUUUUUUCAAAGGUUUUAAAAAUACAUGGUUUAAAAUGGAA
This is a messenger RNA of Chinchilla lanigera (long-tailed chinchilla), 8740 nucleotides long. It is a transcript of the gene Cc2d2b, whose product is annotated as coiled-coil and C2 domain containing 2B. Gene Ontology annotation, cellular component: ciliary transition zone. Gene Ontology annotation, biological process: protein localization to ciliary transition zone; non-motile cilium assembly. The record is from RefSeq and is a predicted model, not a curated record. NCBI's taxonomy places the organism in Eukaryota, Metazoa, Chordata, Mammalia, Rodentia, Chinchillidae. Bases 2530 to 6987 code for a protein of 1485 amino acids. The transcript has 34 exons.